AUGGACAUAAGCAGAUUAAAAUCGUUGAGAGCGGGGAACAAAGCAGCGGUGACGAAAGUUUUUAACAAGCUGGAGGACGCCAUCGUUGAUACGCCUUUAGACCCGGAGGAAAUAUGUACAUUAUUGGAAGCAAUUGAAAAGAAAAAGAAAACUUUAGCCAAUAUCGACGAACAGAUUUUAAAUACAGUGGACUCGGAGGGAAUUACUGAUGAAAUUAUAGAAACAGAUGAGUACUAUUUAGAGUUAGAAAGUAAAAUUAGAAAAUACAAAAAGUUCUUGAAACCCGUCGCCACCGCCACUUCUUCAAUUCUAGAUAGCAAUGCCCAAGAGUUUAUACCAAAUUCACAUUCAAACCCAUUUACGCAUUCCAGUCGGGAGCUGUCACAGACAAGUUCAACCUCAAGCCAAAACCAUCGCUUACCCAAGUUAACGCUACCAAAUUUUAGCGGAGAUAUAUUAGAAUGGCAAUUUUUCUGGGAUUCAUUUGAAUCGACAAUUCAUCAUAACAGUACACUAUCCGACAUUCAGAAAUUUUCAUAUUUGAAGUCCUUAUUGCAAUCAGAUGCCGCAAACGUAGUUUCAGGCCUCACCAUGACCAACCCAAAUUAUUACAAGGCUAUAGAACUUUUAACAAAUCGUUAUGGUCAAACCCACAAGAUAAUCAAUGCAUACAUGAGAUCACUUUUGGAUAUGCCGGUGCCUGAUGAGCGUUUAGAGAGUUUAAGAGCAUUUUACGAUAAGUCCGAGGCAUAUAUCAGAGGUCUAGAGUCAUUAGGCCAAUGCCAAGAAAUGUUUGGUUCAUUACUGAUUCCAGUUAUUCUAGGGAAAUUGCCGCCAGAUUUCAGGAAAAAUAUUACACGGGAAAACGGAAGUGAUGAUUGGAAUAUACAGAAACUACGAGACGCUAUUUGCAGAGAACUUUCAAUUCAAGAAUCAGGACAUAAUGAGUACAUGUAUCAACCGCCGACAGCUAAUCACACCGCAAAUUUUGUAGCAAGCGUUAAGAAGGAUUUUAGCAAACAAGGAAAAACAUCGAAGUCUCAAGGUAUGAAAAAAACAAUUAAUUCCGCACAAAGAAAACGAGCAUGCACAUUCUGUGAGGGGGACCACUUUUCCAAUGACUACACGGAUGUCGCCGAACAUGAAAGAAGAAUAGUCAUUAUUAAAGAAAAAAAAUUGUGUUUUAAUUGUUUUGGUACUCAUAAAGUAUCAGAUUGUCGCUCUAAAUACGACUGUAGAAUUUGCCACCGUAAGCAUCAUACAUCAAUUUGCAAGAAAAAUACAACACAACAAUCAGAAGAUAAGGACACCACAGAAACUUCAAUGCUGUACACAUCAGCCAGUCAAGAAACUUCAACCGUUUUGCUGAAAACAGCAGUAGCUCAGGUAAUGUCGGUGAAUAAUACAGCAGAGGCAAACAUACUUUUCGACGAGGGUGCACAACGGUCUUUUAUUACUGCAGACAUAGCUACUAAAUUAAAUGUACAAAAAGAGGGAUCCGAAAAUCUGAAUAUUGUUUCUUUCGGGAAUAAAACUAGCGGUAUUAGAAAUUUAGACAAAACCACGGUACAGUUGAAAGCCAAUAAUGGAGAGAUUAUACCUUUAAAAGUACUAAUAGUACCCAGCAUAGCAUCACCGCUUCAGAGCCAGAGUAGAAAAAUUACGCAGGGACUUCACUAUCUACAUGGCUUAUCUCUAGCCCACCCCGUUACAGACGCAGAGUCUUUUGAGCUUACUCUUCUAAUUGGAGCAGACUUUUAUUGGAAUAUAGUGCAAGAUAAAGUAAUACGUGGAAAUGGUCCGACUGCUGUAAGCUCUAAACUCGGAUAUUUGUUAUCAGGCCCAAUUCCAGUCAAAAACAAUAACCAGUCAACUUCAAUGAUGAAUGUUUUGAUAUCUCAUAAACAGGAAACUUGCGAUUUAGAGAAAUUUUGGAAACUGGAGUCUUUAGGAAUUGACGAAAAGGAAGUUGAUACGCAAUUGAUAGAUGUCAUGGAAACCUUUGCCGAAUCGUCCAUUACAAAACAAAAUGGGAAAUAUGUGUCCAAACUACCAUGGAAAGAAAACUGCCCGGAAUUACCAACAAACAAAGAGAUCGUCAAAAGAAGAACAGAAAAUCUAAUACGUCGUAUUUCAAAAGACAAAGAAAUGUUCCGAAUGUAUGGAGAUAUUAUAUCUGACCAAGAACGGAGAGGUUUCAUAGAAGAGGUAAGCGAUGAGACUCUUACUGAAAAUCGUAUUCAUUAUAUACCACAUCACGCUGUCAAGAAGUAUUCCACAACCACGCCUAUACGAAUAGUUUAUAACUGUAGCUGUAAAGCAAAUUCUUACAGCGCUAGUCUCAAUGAUUGUUUAGCAGAAUAUCCGCCUAUGAUGAACGACCUUACUACAAUUUGGACACGCUUUAGAAUGGAGAAAUAUGCAGUGACAGCUGAUAUAGAGAAAGCAUUUCUACACAUAGAAUUAGACGAAAAUGACAGAGAUGUUACGAGAUUCUUUUGGUUACAGAACCCCAACAAUCCGAACAGUCCAUUAAUAACUUACAGGUUCAAAGUAGUAUUGUUUGGUGCAACCUGUUCACCCUUCAUUUUGAGUGCUACAUUGAUGAAACACUUUAAGGAAAACCCAUCUAACACAUCCUCAGAACUUCUAAAGAACAUAUAUGUAGAUAACAUUCUAACGAGCUUUCCAGACGAGCCAUCUCUACUCAAGUUUUAUACAUAA
This is a messenger RNA of Mytilus trossulus (common blue mussel), 2724 nucleotides long. RefSeq lists its product as uncharacterized. The record is from RefSeq and is a predicted model, not a curated record. The coding region runs from base 1 to 2724 and encodes 907 amino acids. The transcript has a single exon. NCBI's taxonomy places the organism in Eukaryota, Metazoa, Mollusca, Bivalvia, Mytilida, Mytilidae.